Molecule: messenger RNA, 2727 nt
Organism: Jaculus jaculus (lesser Egyptian jerboa)
Lineage: Eukaryota; Metazoa; Chordata; Mammalia; Rodentia; Dipodidae
Gene: Zfp2
Product: ZFP2 zinc finger protein
Exons: 5
Coding region: 577-1953 (458 amino acids)
Biological process (GO): regulation of transcription by RNA polymerase II
Molecular function (GO): DNA-binding transcription factor activity; RNA polymerase II cis-regulatory region sequence-specific DNA binding
Source: RefSeq, a predicted model, not a curated record
GGGAAAUGUAGUCCGACUGGCGGGGCGCGGCGACGAGUGCCCCCCGGCUCGUUUGGAAGCAAGGGAAUCUGAAUGUUUGUGGCUGCAGUGUCUGUCCCGGCCUCCUCUCCCUCUCUCAGCUCUGCCUUGUGUAGAAUCAGCAUAUUUCCAAGGAAGGACCCAUAGGAAAGAAGGCGAUGGCUGCUGCUCCCCUGCCCUCGGUGCUCAGAUUUCCUUGGACCUCACUUCCAGGUUAGCCUUACGUUCUGUCCUCUCAGCAUCUCGUGCAAGCCAUGAAGAGGGUGUGGAGCCAGUGCUGCGCUCACCUCUUCCCGGUCGUCCUGCCGCACCUGCAGGUCUGGGUUGUUGAAUGCUGUGUUAGAUACUGCUUUUGUUUCACAAAAACGUAAAGACAGGGAUGCUCCAGGUGCAGCAGGGAGCCUGCUAAUGUCGAAGCCGAGGGAUCACAGUCAUGAUGCAAGUCAGAUGAUGUUCAGCAAUGAAGGAAAUGAAAGUUAAGGCUGGGAGCUGAGACUUGAAACCAGUGAGUCAAUUUAUAAGCCCAACAAUAUUGAAGAUUUGCUGUAUGGGGUCAUAAUGGAAAGGGGGAAAGUCUGGCGUUCAACUUUAGACAAUACCUGGGAACCUGCUAGGUGGCUAGAAGGGCAACCGGAAAGAAAUCUGAGCCAAGUGGUGAAGGAGACCUUCAGUGAGAGGAGGGCAUGUGAAGGUAAUAAACCUGAAAAAUUUUUGAGUGAAGGCUCCAUGUUCGAUAUACCACAAAGUCAUUCUGUGGCAAAAAGGCUCCAGAGUUGGAAUGUACAUGAAAAAGAUGACAAACAAAAUUCUGAGUUAAUGAAAACUCAAAGGAUGUUUGUAGGAAGGAAAAUAUAUGAAUGUGACAAGUGCAGGAAAUCCUUCAGCCAGAGCUCAUCCCUCCUGAAGCAUCAGAGGAUUCAUACUGGGGAGAAACCCUAUAAGUGCAAUGUCUGUGGCAAGCCCUUCAUUGAGCGCUCUUCCCUCACUGUACAUCAAAGAAUUCAUACAGGGGAGAAACCCUACAAAUGUAAUGAGUGUGGAAAAGCCUUCAGUCAGAGCAUGAACCUUACAGUCCAUCAAAGAACUCACACUGGAGAGAAGCCUUAUCAGUGCAAAGAGUGUGGGAAAGCAUUCCGUAAGAACUCCUCCCUUACACAGCAUGAACGGAUUCAUACUGGGGAGAAGCCCUACAAAUGUGAUGAGUGUGGAAAGGCCUUCACACAGAGCAUGAACCUGACUGUGCACCAGAGAACACAUACAGGAGAAAAGCCCUACGAGUGUAAUGAGUGUGGGAAAGCCUUCAGUCAGAGCAUGCACCUGAUUGUUCAUCAGAGAAGUCACACUGGAGAGAAGCCCUAUGAAUGUAGUGAAUGUGGAAAGGCCUUUAGUAAGAGCUCAACUCUGACCCUACAUCAGCGAAAUCACACUGGAGAAAAACCCUACAAAUGUAAUAAAUGUGGUAAAUCCUUUAGCCAGAGCACAUACCUUAUAGAACACCAGAGACUUCACUCUGGAGUGAAACCUUUUGAAUGUAAUCAGUGUGGGAAAGCUUUCAGUAAGAAUUCCUCUCUCACUCAGCACCGCAGAAUCCAUACUGGAGAGAAACCUUAUGAGUGCACGAUAUGUGGAAAACAUUUCACUGGACGAUCAUCACUUACUGUGCACCAGGUUAUUCACACUGGAGAGAAGCCCUAUGAAUGCACUGAGUGUGGAAAGGCCUUCAGCCAGAGUGCCUACCUGAUUGAGCAUCAAAGAAUUCAUACUGGUGAAAAGCCCUAUGAAUGUGAUCAGUGUGGAAAAGCUUUCAUUAAGAACUCAUCUCUUAUAGUGCACCAGAGGACACAUACAGGGGAGAAACCCUAUCAAUGUAGUGAGUGUGGAAAAGCCUUCAGUCGGAGCACAAACCUUACAAGACAUCAGAGGACUCAUACAUGAGAGUUUUCAUUGGCCCUGUAUCCUGAUGAAUUCCUCAGUGACAAUCAGAUUGUGUUAAUAUAGAUAUUAAGAAAAGUUACUACUGUUGAAGUACAAUAUACCAUAUCAUAUAAGAGCAUAAUUGAGACAUCAUAUCAAAGUGGAGAACACUUGACUCUUAUGGCAAAACUUACUUGAUAUUGGGCUUGUGUAGCUAAUCUAUGAAUGGUGAAGAUUCAUGCUGAAGGUAGUUCUGUUAUGCCAUGCUGCAGAUUCUCCUUGGGGCAUCACAGGUCUCACACUGGAGGGCACACGUGACAGUGCUUAGCUGGACAACAGAAGACCUGGCAUGUAGUCUUGACCUCCCACUAGCUUGGACGGGUCACCCACUUUCAUCAGGUUACAGUAUCAUGAUCUGGUAAAUGAGAUUCUUGGAUCUAGAAGGCCUACAUGGUUCCUACUGGUUAAAAUGCCAGAAGCCAGGAGCAAGGGACAUCUUUGGUCUCUUACUGUUACACAUGUUGUCCAGGUGCUUCUGUUCCAGACUAUUUCCUUGUAUGUUUGAUUUAAAAUUCUCUACCUCUGUUAGUUCUUGUGAUCCUUCAUGUCUUCUCCCCUCCCUGAAUUACUUUCUCUACUGCAAUAUAGGCUGGCUCCUACCAGGUGACCAACUACACAAAUCCUAAUGCAACUGCAUGUGAUUUUGGAUUCUCAGUUAAGAGUCACUAAACUGUUGUUAAGCUGGUUAUUUAUAUGACAAUGUAACUUAAAUAUAGUCAAGUACUUGGGAAUCAA